Molecule: messenger RNA, 449 nt
Organism: Cantharellus anzutake
Lineage: Eukaryota; Fungi; Basidiomycota; Agaricomycetes; Cantharellales; Hydnaceae
Exons: 3
Coding region: 86-313 (75 amino acids)
Source: RefSeq, a predicted model, not a curated record
CGGUCAACUCCGUUGAAUAGGUGCCUUUCCAUUGCACAGCAAGCUUGCAUCGAACGGACGCAACGACGGUGAAAACAAAAACAACAUGGAAGCCAAUCCAGUCGCCCUCAUACUACCUUCUAUUGUUGCUCUGCUCCUUCCUUUGAGCGCUUUCAAGCUCCGUGAGAUUGUUGAGCGUCGUCAGUUCCCUGACGAGUUUCCCGAUGGUGAGCGCAUUGGCCAUCGCUUGGAGGAUAGCUGGCAGCUGGAUUCACACCCAAAGUCUCUAGUGUACUGUAUCACACCAAUUCCCCUCCCACUUUCAAAACCCUAAUCCACUGAAUGAUUGCAUCCAACUCGACACGAUCUUCUGUCAUGUACUUAGUAGAGUAUUGAUCCAUCUGGCAUAAAUAUCUUCGCUUUGGGAAUGCCUCCACACCAUCGUCGGUCUGUUUGUUCGUUCAUUCGUU